AUGACUGCAGCCCCUGUCUCUUUGUUUUUGGCUCGGCAGGUUGACACGGACGACGUCCUCACCAAGGAAGAGCAGAUUUAUCUGCUGGGUGAAGCGAAGGAGAAAUGUCAAACCAACGUCAAAGCCCAGUUGGAGAAAAUCAAAGAUGCCAGCUGCUUCCCGGAAUGGGACGGAAUUGUCUGCUGGCCCGAGGGCUCCCCAAGCCAACAGGUGUCGGUCCCGUGCCCAGAGUACAUCUACGACUUCAACCAUAAAGGCCACGCCUACAGACACUGUGAUGCCUAUGGGAAUUGGGAGCUAGCGCUCAACAUCAACAAGACGUGGGCGAACUACACGGAAUGCACCGAGUUUCUCACGCCUGAGCGCCGGAGCCGAGAGAAGGAAGUGUUUGACCGUCUGCACAUGAUGUACACCAUCGGCUACUCCAUCUCCCUGGUCUCCCUCAUUGUUGCCGUGUGCAUCCUCUGCUACUUCAAGCGUCUGCACUGCACCCGGAACUACAUCCACAUUCACCUCUUCGCCUCCUUCAUCUGCCGGGCCGCCAGCAUCUUCGUGAAGGAUGUGGUGCUUUACUCCGGCUCGCUGCCCGAGGAGCUGGAGAAGAUGCGAGUGGAUGAUUUAAAGGGCGAGUUGGGCCCCUUUCUGGGACACCGCACCCAGCUGGUGGGCUGCAAGGUGGUUGUGACCCUUUUCCUUUAUUUCCUGGCCACCAACCACUACUGGAUUCUGGUGGAGGGGCUCUACCUGCACAGCUUAAUCUUCAUGGCCUUCCUCUCCAACAAGAACUACCUGUGGGCCCUCACCAUCAUCGGCUGGGGUCUCCCGGCUGUAUUUGUGUCUGUUUGGGCCAGUGUCAGGGCCUCUCUGGCGGAUACACAAUGCUGGGACCUCAGCGCUGGGAAUAUGAAGUGGAUUUAUCAAGUCCCUAUCUUAGCAGCCAUUGUGGUGAAUUUCUUCCUCUUCCUCAACAUCGUGCGGGUUCUGGCGUCGAAGCUCUGGGAGACAAACACGGGGAAGCUAGACCCUCGGCAGCAGUACAGGAAGCUGCUGAAGUCCACCCUGGUGCUGAUGCCACUCUUUGGGGUCCAUUACGUGGUGUUCAUGGCAAUGCCCUAUACUGAAGUCUCCGGCGUCUUAUGGCAAAUACAGAUGCACUACGAGAUGCUGUUCAACUCCUCCCAGGGUUUCUUUGUGGCUUUUAUCUAUUGCUUUUGCAAUGGGGAGGUGCAGGCGGAGAUUAAGAAAGCCCGUUUCCGGAGGAGCCUGGCGCUGGACUUCAAGCAGAAAACACGAGUCACCAGCACGGGGGGGAGCUGCUAUUAUGGUGGGCUGGUGUCACACACCACCAACAGCGUCAGCAUGAGCAUCGCCGGACGGGGGCCGGCAGGGAUGCAGCAGAGUGCCAAGCACCGGCUCCUGCCGCUGUCCCCACACACCAGCCUAUUGGGAUAUAUCCCGAGCUCCUCUGCUUCCGACAACUCUGUGCCCUCCCCAACCCAAGAGAUUCCCCAGAAGGCCCCUGGGGAGAACGCCAAGGACUUUGUGUGUUUCCCAGACCUGGGUCAAAGUCAUUCCAGCCUGAGCAAAGAGGUGGAGACCAUGCUAUGA
Messenger RNA from Trachemys scripta elegans, 1608 nucleotides. RefSeq names its product parathyroid hormone/parathyroid hormone-related peptide receptor-like. Gene Ontology annotation, cellular component: plasma membrane. The record is from RefSeq and is a predicted model, not a curated record. Lineage: Eukaryota; Metazoa; Chordata; Testudines; Emydidae. Gene Ontology annotation, biological process: adenylate cyclase-modulating G protein-coupled receptor signaling pathway; cell surface receptor signaling pathway. The coding region runs from base 1 to 1608 and encodes 535 amino acids. Gene Ontology annotation, molecular function: parathyroid hormone receptor activity; peptide hormone binding; G protein-coupled peptide receptor activity. The transcript is spliced from 12 exons.